Messenger RNA from Penicillium olsonii, 1575 nucleotides. The record is from the annotation of a GenBank genome assembly. NCBI's taxonomy places the organism in Eukaryota, Fungi, Ascomycota, Eurotiomycetes, Eurotiales, Aspergillaceae.
AUGGACGAUUCCUCCAUGGAAACCGAGACUCAUGCGCCGGAUGGCGAAUUCCCACACUCGCCAUGGGUGGAAGUAGGCGCAUUUGCUUCUCCGCAACACUCGCCGCCGAUGCCAGAAUAUAGUGCGUUCGACUUCGGCCCGUCGUCGAUGAUGGUGGAUUCUUCAUAUGGCAUGUCGAUACCGCCACCAUAUGCCACCAUGCAGCUGCCUAUGCCCUCGCAUUCCUGGCCUAGCAUGCUCGCAACGAAUUCGCCUUUUCCCGAGACCGGAAUGCAUGUUUCCGCCCCGACUUGCGUUUCGCCUACCACGCCUAUGCUACCAGUGCGGAAGACUUCUACGGGAGGCUCUACGCCGAGGAGGACUCUGACCGAUGAAGACCGCCGACAGAUGUGUCUAUAUCACGAGGAAAAUAAAACUGCCAAGCAGACUGAUAUUGGAGCAUUGUUUGGAGUGGAACGAAGCACCGUCUCCAAGGUUUUACGCCAGAAAGAGAAAUAUCUCAACCCGGAAGAUGGGAGCCGAUCUCCCAUCAAACGUGCCAAAGGGAGAGUCCCUGAUAUCGAGAAAGCCCUAUCCAACUGGGCAAAGAACUACCAAAACCAUGGAUAUGCCUUAAACGACCAGCUGAUCAAGGAAAAGGCGUUGUUCUUUGCCAGCACAUGCGGCUGCCCAGAAGGAAAAGAAAAAGUCUGUACCACAGCAUGGUUGGAAAAGUUCAAGCACAAAAACAACCUGCUCGGCGCCAAGGUGCGCAGGGGUUCUGCUCCACGCAGCAGCUCCAACAGCCCAACUAGGAUCAACACCAAUUUUGGAUCUGCCUUGCAAAGUCCCACGGGCAAUUCCCCAACAUCCCCUGAUGGAUUUGGAUCCCCAUUAUCUCCCAAGAGCCAAGAAAAUAUCAAGCGGGACAUCACAGACGCACUACCCGAUCUGACCGGCGGCUACCACGGAUAUUCCAAGAGCACCGCCUCACUCGAUACUUCCUCCGUGGGCAUGAUAAGCCCAACUUCAACCCUGGUUUCAGACAGUCCCUUUACACCAACAAGCCAAUCCCGCCUUCCCAACAACUCCAACCGACCACGCAGCCAGACUUUCCCCCUCCCAAUCGACCCAACCCUACUCUCACCGGACGAGCACAUGGAACAGCUCCACAAGAGCAAGGGCGAGCAACAGCCCCUCUCCAUCGCUACCCUGGAGUCCCCCCUGGAAAUGGACGAUUCAAAACAAAUGUUUGAUUACCCUAGUGUCACCAAGCGCAACCACAGCAAGCCGGACAUCAAAAUCAAAUCCAUGCCUCCUCCACCCCCAAUGUCCAACACCAUUUCACCGAUCAGCUCGCCCGGUUCUCCAACUCAAGACGAAGCUCGCCGUGCUCUCGAAUUAGUCCUGAACUAUUUCGACCACCAGCCUGCCGGCCUUGCCGCUCAUGAGUAUCUUACUAUGGGUAAGCUGAUGGAGAGACUGGAUCUUACCAGAACUCAGGCUGGCAUGCUGUUGAAUGGCUUGCCGCGCAUCGACGAGCACGAGGAUAUCCCCCGCGUGACCAAGAAGAGGAGCAUUCACAAUCUUGGAUGA